Messenger RNA from Hibiscus syriacus, 536 nucleotides. Its product is annotated as cucumber peeling cupredoxin-like. Bases 1 to 516 code for a protein of 171 amino acids. Lineage: Eukaryota; Viridiplantae; Streptophyta; Magnoliopsida; Malvales; Malvaceae. The transcript is spliced from 3 exons. The record is from RefSeq and is a predicted model, not a curated record. Gene Ontology annotation, cellular component: plasma membrane. Gene Ontology annotation, molecular function: electron transfer activity.
AUGGCGAGUUCACGGCGGGCUCAAACAGCGCAUGUUGUUGGGGAUGACAUGGGAUGGACCGUUCCACAGAACGGUGGCACCGCAUACAGCAAUUGGGCGGCUACUUGGAGACAUCUUGGUGUUCAACUUCACAACGAAUGCAGCGACGACAACCCUUUCGGAAACAUGCUCACCAAUGGUCCAGCCAACGUUACCCUCAACUCCACUGGCCAACAAUAUUACAUUUGCACUCUUGGGCGGCACUGUGAACUCGGCCAAAUAUUAGCCAUUACCGGUUUGGCUACUUCUGGUUCUCCUUCGCCACCACCUUCACCUACUACUCCAACAACCCCUUCUACUACUUCAGGCACACCAGCCGAUUGCACACCAGCUCCGACAUCUGGUCCAACAGCUGGCUUGAUGCCUCCGAGUUCGGUACCUGGUCCCAAUGGUGCUCCCAAUUCUUCAUCUUCAUCAGCUGUUCUUGUCAAUUUGUUGGUAUCUACGUUGGACAUUGCCAUGAGUUUAAUUUUCUAAACUAUUGAGGAAGAGUAUCA